Molecule: messenger RNA, 1782 nt
Organism: Mycosarcoma maydis (corn smut)
Lineage: Eukaryota; Fungi; Basidiomycota; Ustilaginomycetes; Ustilaginales
Exons: 2
Coding region: 1-1782 (593 amino acids)
Molecular function (GO): DNA binding
Source: RefSeq, a predicted model, not a curated record
AUGCCAGGUCCUCACAGCAACAUCUCGUAUCCUCACGAUCGAUACUCGCAUGAGCCAUACUAUGCAUACGGAGCUCGAUCUCCUACGUCCACCGCUUCGGCACAGCUGCAUCAAGUGCCGUUCGCGUACGAUCACCACACUCAGCCAAAACACUCGUCUCAUCUCCCCACACACGCCCGUCAUCCGUACGGCUCGCAUUACGCCUCCUUGUCUUCGACGGGCUCCUCGGCCUCCUCUUCGCCCCAAGCCAUGCGUGCCCCCGUGUCGCACUCAUUGUCCAUGUCCGUCGGCUCGCAGCAGCAGCCUACCUAUCGAGGUCACAUCAAGACCACCAAGGAUGCCAUCCUUUUGCUUGCCGCCUGCGACUUGGUCGACAACGCUGGCACACCGGGCUUGCCCCCACCUCGCCGUGUCAAGCGCCGUCUUUUGGACUCUGAACGCGCCGAUGUUAUUUGCUCUGGUAGCAUCUUUGUGUGGGACGAAAAAGAGGCCGGUAUGCGACGUUGGACCGAUGGCAAGUGUUGGUCUGCCAGUCGAGUCAGUGGCUGUUUCCUCACCUAUCGCGAGCUCGAAGCACGCAAGAAGCCGUCGUCUAGCAUCACGGGCGGUCCCACAUCUAACCUCUACAAGGCUGAGGGUCUUAUCAAGCAGUCGUUCAGCAUGACCACCACCUCAGGUCGUAAGCUGCAUGUGAUCUCGUACUACACAAAACGAGACGUGCGCGAGGGUUUGCUGCGCCGUGUCAGCGAAGACCCGCGCUUUGUCGGCGAAAACGGCGGCGAGUGGGGUCUGCACGUCGACGAGGCCGAGUAUCCUGAUCCGAUCAGCCGCGCCGGUGAGCUUCCGCCUGGCGUCAAUCCCCAAGACCCUGAAGGCUCUCAGUCGCCCCCCAGUCCAGCGCACCUGGAACCUGCUCGCGGUUCGACCAUCACGCACCCCAGGAACAUCGGAUACGAGCCUCGUCGCGUCUCUCCAGCGCCCAAAUCGUACGUUGACGAGCGCGCCCAUGGCGAGCGUAGCCGCUUGUCUCCUGACCCAAGAGAACCCUGCUCCCUUUCUCCGUGCGAGUCUGCUUCAAGACAUGAGCUGGUCAGUCACGAGCCUCACUACCGACCUAUUAAGAAGGAGCCUCUCGACAGACUUUCAUAUCCUGCCGACGUGACGCCGCUGCAUGAAGCACGCGGUCUGCUGCCUAUUCGACCCAUCCCUGUCGACUCCAAGUACGCAGAGUUUGCGUUGCGUGGUAGCAGCAAGCAUGUCGUUCGGGAGAUAUCGCCUUGCUCGGGCCACGAUGCAGGACACGCAUAUGGCCGCAAGCGAUCGUAUCAAGAGUUCCGCGGGACAGCCUCGUCGUUCGACGAAGGGCGCGACGACGUCAAGCCCGCCUGUCCUCGCACCCAGCGUAUGCGCAGUUGGAGCGCAAGCAGCCCCGACACGACUGUCCAGGAUGUUCUUGCGCCAAUUCGUCCGCUCGGUCGUGUCGGAUCGGACGAUGAGGCGAUUCCGCAGCUUCGUACCACCCAUGUUAUGCCGCCGCUGGGGUUCAAGGAUCAGCACGACUCGGCUGUAGGAGCUCUUCUCAGCUUGCGCAGUGGUAGUGGUUCGAGCGACGACUCUGGGUCUUUGCCGAUGCACUCCAAGAAGGUUGGUGCAGCUUCUUCUCUGUCUCAUUCACCCACAUCAACGGCGCCCAGCAGCGCUGCAGCAGACGAUGUAUCUGCUAAACCUGGCUUUUCGCGAAUGGACCGUGCUGCGCUCGACCGAUUCAGCGUUCGCAUCUGA